Hibiscus syriacus is the source of this 807-nucleotide messenger RNA. RefSeq lists its product as uncharacterized. The transcript has 2 exons. The coding region runs from base 241 to 807 and encodes 188 amino acids. Lineage: Eukaryota; Viridiplantae; Streptophyta; Magnoliopsida; Malvales; Malvaceae. The record is from RefSeq and is a predicted model, not a curated record.
AGGGGAAACUACUGCCAUUGACUUGGAUGUGUCACAGUCUACGUUUAGUUCACUACCUUCUGUGCUUGAUUCUAUUGUAGUUGUCUCAUCACUGGAGCCUACUGUAUCUGUGACAGGUACUAUUGAAACUGUAGUAGACAUAAUGCUGGAGUACCCGCUGAGGUUGUGGCCCAUGGUGAAUGUGAUGUUGAUUCUUUAGUCUCUAAUGAAGGAGAAAAUACUAGGCGUGUUAAUAGUAUUAUGAGCACAGAAAUAGGGGACAUAUCUCCUUCCUCAACUGCAGAUAUCUUGUGUUCUGAAGGGGAAAGAAAACAUGAUAUUGUGCCACAUUCAUCUACUUCAGUUGAUUCCAUAGAAGGGACAGUGGUGAAACUCAAUUUGGCAGAUGCCAACAAAGAAAUAGGGCACAAUCUACUUUUUUCAAAAGAUGAUUUUCCUGAUACAUCCUUGUCUCAAGCAAAGAGAAGAUCAGGGGCAAUGCAGGAAGCUGAUGGUUUGAGGUUUAACCAAUUUGAAAGAGGCGGUGAAACUGAGUUUGAAGUUGAUGGUAAACUUCCUUUGUCCAAGCAUGGCGACUAUGCUAAACCUCUUGAAGGGGCAACAUCAGAUGUAACUAGUGUAGAGGGGCGAUCCAGUGAGACAGAGCAGUCCAAUAGAGAUGAUGCAACUGUAUCUACUGUGGCAGCCAACAGUUCCCAGGCAGAUGAAAGUUUGGCUGCUAGUUAUAAGUUGACAAAUAAACUUGUUGAAGAAGCAAUGUCUUGUUCACUUGUUGAAGAAGAACAAGUGAACAAGAUGUGCAAUUAA